Messenger RNA from Cygnus olor (mute swan), 3455 nucleotides. RefSeq names its product presenilin 2 (gene PSEN2). The record is from RefSeq and is a predicted model, not a curated record. Gene Ontology annotation, biological process: protein processing; Notch receptor processing; calcium ion transport. The coding region runs from base 175 to 1551 and encodes 458 amino acids. Gene Ontology annotation, cellular component: apical plasma membrane; neuronal cell body; neuromuscular junction. Lineage: Eukaryota; Metazoa; Chordata; Aves; Anseriformes; Anatidae. Gene Ontology annotation, molecular function: aspartic endopeptidase activity, intramembrane cleaving. The transcript is spliced from 11 exons.
GGGAUGGAGGGCGCCACCCUUCCUUCGGCCAGGGGUGGGGACGGGGGGCUCCGGAGCCAAUGGAGAGAAGGGCAGGGCCGAGCUGGGCCGGGCAGGGCCGAGCCGAGCCGAGCCGGGCCGAGCGCAGUUCGUGGCUGUGUCCCUCCUGAGUGAGUGCUCCCUGGGAAAGUGACGAUGAUCACAUUCAUGAACAACUCAGACAGUGAGGAUGAGACCUGUAAUGAGAGAACAUCUCUGAUGUCUGCAGAGAGCCCUCCAAUACCUUCCUACCAAGAUGGCUUGCAAGCCUCAGAAGCAGGGGAAGUGCAAAUACAUAGGAAGAGGCACACAGGUAGCAGCUGCAGCCCUAACAAUGUUGCUGAUGGGGAUAUGUCUGACUCGGGUGUUCGAGCAAGAGGGAGUGCCUUGGAAAAUGAAGAUGAGGAACUGACGCUGAAAUAUGGAGCAAAGCAUGUAAUCAUGCUCUUUGUGCCUGUCACCCUUUGUAUGGUUGUUGUCGUCGCCACCAUAAAGUCAGUGCGCUUCUAUACGGAGAAAAACGGGCAGCUGAUCUACACUCCCUUCAGUGAGGAUACCCCAUCUGUGGGCCAGCGUCUCUUGAACUCGGUGUUGAACACCAUCAUAAUGAUCAGCGUCAUUGUUGUAAUGACCGUCUUCCUAGUUGUUCUUUAUAAAUACCGCUGCUACAAGUUCAUCCAUGGAUGGCUAAUCCUGUCCUCUUUGAUGUUGCUAUUUCUCUUCACCUACAUAUAUCUCGGUGAAGUAUUGAAGACGUACAAUGUGGCCAUGGAUUACCCCACGCUCAUUUUAGUCAUCUGGAAUUUUGGAGCUGUUGGGAUGAUUUGCAUCCACUGGAAAGGCCCCCUGCAGCUCCAGCAAGCAUACCUCAUUAUGAUCAGUGCUCUGAUGGCACUGGUUUUCAUUAAGUAUCUACCUGAGUGGUCGGCAUGGGUGAUUCUAGGUGCAAUCUCCAUCUAUGAUCUGAUGGCUGUUCUCUGCCCUAAGGGGCCACUGAGAAUGCUGGUAGAAACUGCACAGGAGAGAAAUGAGCCCAUUUUUCCUGCAUUGAUAUAUUCCUCUGCUAUGAUAUGGACAGUUGGAAUGGCAAAGCCAGACACAGCAGCAAGAGGACCAAGUCAGCAGACAUGGGAUGCAGCCGAAGAUGGGAGAGAGCACCACAGUAGCCCUUCACACUCAGACUCUCAGAUUUUGGAGACAAGGAGUCCUGUUCCAAGCCACCCCAUCGCUUCUUUAGAGGAACUGGAGGAGGAGGAAAGGGGUGUGAAGCUGGGCCUUGGAGACUUCAUAUUUUACAGUGUUCUUGUUGGGAAAGCAGCUGCCACACCUAGCGGAGACUGGAAUACUACACUAGCCUGCUUUGUAGCCAUUCUUAUAGGUUUAUGUUUAACUCUUUUAUUACUGGCUGUUUUUAAGAAAGCAUUGCCUGCUCUUCCCAUCUCCAUCACCUUUGGCUUGAUCUUUUACUUCUCGACAGACAACCUUGUGCGACCAUUCAUGGACACCCUGGCCUCCCACCAGCUGUAUAUUUAGAAGAAGAGGGAGUUGGAGGAUUCUUUUUAAAGCUUUUCUGUGAAGUACGGUACACUGUUUGGAAUAAGUCAUAACAUUUUACACCUAGUGCCAUAUACUUGUAAAGAAAGCAAUAACUGUGACAUGAUGCAUACUAAAAUCCUAGUUACAUGUUAAGCUGAGAUUUUUCACAGGACUGCUAAUGCUUGGACUCCAGUGAAAAGCCUAGCUCACUGCUGAGGUCAGAGUUAAAUAACUUGUAUGUUAUUUAAUGUUCAUGCAGGCACUUGUGAGCAAGGAAGCCUGUAUGUAGUGUGGGGCACUGGAGAGAUGAAGGGUCUGAUCUGUGCUUCCAGAAACUCAGGCAUUUUAGCUGUGGAAUUGCAGACAAGUUUAACCGUACUCUGAAAUUGUUGACACUUCACACUUUUGAAGUGUUGUGCAAACGUGAAGUGAAAUUCAGUCAUACUUGCAAUUAGAAAAGCACAGCAGUCAGUAUGCAGAGAACAGAGUACUGUUACACCUAGUUGUGAGCAUUAGACAGAUGCGUAAGGCUGAACUUCAUAAGCUGGCCUCUGUUUGUACAAUUUCUGUUGAAAUUGCUCCAAAUGUCUGUUUAUUCUGAUCCUAGUAAGACAUAGCCAUGAUGGAUCUAGACAGCAUGUCACUGGUAGGACGUUUGAACAUGCUUAAUGUUCAAACAGGCAUCAUUAAUGCUGGAAAUAUUUACACAGCAUUAAGUGACUUCAUAACAACAAAAAAAAAUCACACUGUUGUCAGUAAAAACAAACAAAACAAAAAAAAAUCUGACUUCACCUUGCUGUUAAAUGUAUUUAAUCACACUUUUCUUACGCAUUUUAAAAGUGUUUUAUUUCUUUUUAUGUCAGUUUCUUAGAAGUAGACAAAUUUUGUAUUUUUUUUCUUUUUAGGUGUGUAUAAUAGACAAACUAGCUCUGUUUUCUCAGCUGAUCAGUAUCAGUGUUUCAAAAUAUAACAUAGUGUUUUGUGAACAAUGCAAUGUCAUGGGGAGAUGGAGAACUUCAUGUCUGAAGCUACUUUUUAAAUAACACUUUGAACUAUGCCUUUUUAAGAUAGUGGUUUUUCCAAUAGACUUGUUUAAGCUAAUCUACUUUGAUAUUUAACAAGGACAUCACGUAGGUGCUUCAAACAAAUUUAAAAAAAAACACAAGCUUUUUAUGAGUUGUAUGUGUCUCUGGACAAAUAAUUUUUGCUCUUUUAGUUUUCUGUUCUUAUUUCUUAAAUUUGCAAUGUUUGAAUUUAAAAACUGCAGGCAGAGAGUUAAUUAUUACUGAUAGCUCUAGUAGUUUACAUUUAAAAAAAACUAUCUGCUGUUUUUUUUAAGGUUUAUGGGAAAGUUGUGUGUGUUUGUUACGGUGCCAAAUCAUAAUACAAUCACUUGCAAUCAUGAUUUUAUUUUUUAGACUGCAUGGUUUAGAGUGGAUGUUAAAUAUUUAUAUGUACUAGAAGAAAUGUCCUGCUUAUCUUAACAGGGUUGUAGUAUAUUGUUUAAAAAGAUUUAUUUUUAUGGACAUACAGUUGAUAUGUGGAGGAAAUGGGGGCGGGGAGGGAUCUUUCAAUUAUUGAAGGAUUAUUAAAGGUCCUUCAGUUUUUUGUAGAUUUGUGCUUGCCAAAGAUUGGCCUCUUACUGAUCAAAUUCUGCAUAACUUAUAAAAAAAAAAAAAUUUUACAAGGUAACUGAGCAGUGUAUUCUGUCAGUGCAACAAAAUAUGUUGUCCUGGUGAGUGAUAGGAGUAUAUUGUAUAAAAACUGGAGUGGUUGAAUUGUGUAAAAGUUUAAAUGUAUUUACUACUAGCAUAUAUAUUCACCUUGAUGCACCUCGUGUGUGAAUGUGUGUAUACACACAAGUUUUAAAACAAUAUUGAGUGAUUUCUCAUCUCAUUGGA